AUGGAUCUUGACUGGUGUCUUACUUGCUCUCAACACACUUCGGGUACUUUAUAUUGCUCCGAAGCAUGUCGUAAUCAAGACAUAAAAUAUUCGGCAAAGGCUUUGCUGUCUUCACAAUACCCUUACUCUUUAUAUUCUAAGCCAUAUUCUUCAUAUUCAAUCCCCUUGUCUUCACCAUCUUACUCUCCAUCUUCAUCCAUUGACACAGAUGAUGAUCUUCAGCAUCGCGCCUACGCUGAUGACAUUUUAGGUGACUCAAUCCCAAUUCAUGCAAUGCAUGUUAUUCAUCCGUUUUGCAUUUAUUCUUCUCAAUUUGGUAUAGUGAACAAGUUGAGAGACAAGUUAUAA
This is a messenger RNA of Dentiscutata erythropus, 348 nucleotides long. NCBI's taxonomy places the organism in Eukaryota, Fungi, Glomeromycota, Glomeromycetes, Diversisporales, Gigasporaceae. The record is from the annotation of a GenBank genome assembly.